Messenger RNA from Kwoniella shivajii, 810 nucleotides. RefSeq lists its product as uncharacterized. The coding region runs from base 1 to 810 and encodes 269 amino acids. The record is from RefSeq and is a predicted model, not a curated record. The transcript is spliced from 2 exons. NCBI's taxonomy places the organism in Eukaryota, Fungi, Basidiomycota, Tremellomycetes, Tremellales, Cryptococcaceae.
AUGUCGACAAGUUUUACUAACUCCUGUCCUUCGUUCGCUUCCGACUUUGGUGCCCCUCGGCAAUUUCGGGUACCAUUCAUCCAAGGCUCCCCUUCUGCUGUAGCAACUAUUUCCACUCAACUAAUGCACGAUCAUUUGAUACCUUAUAUUCAUCAUGUCACAAAUCCCUCGACCAAUACUGUCGAGUUCCACCCAAAACUUGCCAGGAAGGUAGCGGUAUUAGGUACACCCAAAGCGUACAACGCUGGCGUAUACACAAAGCCUUAUGAUGCCUGGGAAGUUGUGAGGAAAGGUGUUGCAUCGUCAUGCGGCAUCUGCAGCAUCCUAUCAUAUCACACUGAGACCCAACAAAGUCAUAGAGAAACAGUAUUAUCAACGGAUCUGGAAGUUUCCUCCAACGAUGCCCUCGUUGAAUGUACCGCAGGUCAUGUUCUGAAAGGACCAGCACAGUGCAUGACGAGUAUUCAAAGGCCACAGGAGAAAUCUAGAUCCAACCAGGACGCUGACUUCUCCUAUGCCAAUACCGUUUCGACAUAUCAAUGGACCUGUCCAGGAUGUCCCCCAUCAAACUCCCAAAGAUGGAGAGUUCUGGACGACUAUAAGCUUGAUCGUACAAGGUUCUCUGGCGUGUCUGAAUACAACAGUGUCGGACUUUCCAACCCGUCGUCCCUACCCACAUACAAGCCUUCCUUGAUGGGCACCGAUGCUGCCCAAGCCAAAAUCGAAGAACGUAUCAGAGACCUCCAAGUCCCAAGGAUCGAAGAACAAAAUGAUGAGUGUGAUAGUGUUCAAGUCGAGUCGGAGCUGUAA